AUGAAAAAGGGCACAAAGCUUGUCAAAGCUUUGACGGAAACAUUCGAAAUGCCAGAUUUACAAGAACAGCAUCCUAUUGGAUGCAUGGGACUUAUUAAUAAUCAAGCAGUAAUGAUUGCCGGCUUAAGUUCCGCAUCAGUCGAAGUUUUUUCUGUUAGUGGCUGGUGUCAUGAACAGCCUCAACCAGCGGGAGCAAUUCGAUACCAUUCCUGCGUCACACUUUCCGACGGAAUCCUUACUCUUGGUGGUUAUGUUAGUAGUGACAUAAAGGAUGUGUAUCUUUUACGAGAUGAAAAAUGGAGCGUCGUUGGACAACUUCAAAAUAGCUUUCAUUUUAUCGACAUUGAGUAUAAUUACUCGAGAGCGCGGCUGAGGCAGCUCUACUGCAAGACUGGAUUUCAUUUGGAGAUUUUGCCCGAUGGAACGAUCAGGGGAACAAGAGAGCCGGAGAGUAGAUACAGCAUCAUGGAAUUCAAGGUAAUGGCCUACCAAGUCGUCUCUAUCCAAUCCGUCUACACUGGCCUCUAUCUCAGCAUGACUGCAUCAGGAGAAAUCGUCGGAACAAAGGAACUAACGAAAAAUGGCCUGUUCGCAGAAAGCCUUUCCCGGAAUCUCUUCAACACCUACACUUCCAUUUCAAACUACAAGUCGCGCACCUGUCGAUUGGCGAUAGCUCGCAGCGGGAGAGCGCGGAAUGGAUGCAAGACCCGCGCACGACAGAAGUCCUCACAAUUCCUGCCGAGACCACUCGAUCAUCGACUGCGGAAAUACCUCAUUGCCCGUGGCUCUACUGCGUGA
Messenger RNA from Oikopleura dioica, 798 nucleotides. The record is from the annotation of a GenBank genome assembly. Lineage: Eukaryota; Metazoa; Chordata; Appendicularia; Copelata; Oikopleuridae.